UCAUGGGUGCAGCUCCCUCAGCUACAUACUCUGAGAGACAAAACCAAGAUUUAGACUCCAGCUUUAAGGCAUAUCUUAAGAACUGCAAGACAGAAAGCAAAAUCAUCUCUCAGGAGACCAUCCGUUCAAUUCAGUCACACUUGGCAAAAGGAGAUCUUCCAGGGGCACACUCUGUGAUCAGUGAUGCAUUAAAAAAUAUUGAUGAUAUCCCACUCAACAUCGCUGUGACAGGGGAUUCAGGAUCAGGGAAAUCCAGUUUAGUCAACACCCUGAGAGGGAUUGGAGAUGAAGGAGAAGAUGCAGCUCCCGUUGGAGCAAAGGACACAACCAUGGAGAGAAAGCCAUACAAACACCCCAAGUUUCCCAGUGUGACAAUAUGGGACUUGCCUGGCUUUGGAACUCCUAAUUUCCAGCUAAAAGGUUAUCUAGACAAAGUAAAAUUUGGUGAGUAUGAUUUAUUUAUUAUUGUUUCUGCUUCAUUCUUCACAAAAUAUGACCUAGAACUGGCCAAAGGGAUCAGAGCUAUGAAGAAGAACUUCUACCUUGUGAGAACCAAGGUGGACUUUGAUUUACAAAAUGAACACCGAAUUUAAACCUACUACCUAUGAAAGAGAAAAAGUCUGGAAGAGAUUCGAAACAAUUCUCUGAAGGAAUUUUACAAGAAUGAUAUUGAACUCCAAACAUUCCUAAUCUCCAACAAAGAUUCGUCUGAGUUUGAUUUCUCGAUCCUGAUGGACACCCUACUGAAAGAUCUCCCUAAUCAAAAGCGCAACAAAUUCAUGCUUUCCCUGCCCAGUAUUACUGAGGCAGCCAUUGAAAAAAAGAAGGAAUCUCUAAAGCAGAAUAUCUGGCUAGGAGCCGUGAAGGAUGGAAUUUUGGCUACCUUGCCUAUGGCGUCUGUCUUUAAGGACAAUGAUGUGGAGAAGCUGCAGGCAAGCCUACACCAAUAUCGAGUCUGUUUUGGAGUGGAUGAUGAAUCUCUUCAGAUUUUGGCUAAGGAUUUGCGAGGGCAUGUGGAAGAACUCAAAGCAAUUAUUAAAUCUCCCUAUUUGUUGGACACUGAACAGGAUGAAACAAUAGGGGAAAAGCUUUUGAAAUUUCUGGAUGGGCUCAGCUCAGCUGAUGGAGGUCUUCUUGCUACGGGUCUUUACUUUAGACAAAUUUACUUGCAAUUUCAUUUCCUUGACAUAGUGGCCAAUGAUGCUAAAGUUCUCCUGAAAGAGGCUUAUUCCAGAAAGCAAUUGACUUACCAUUAGACUAAAAUCUUCUAGAUGUUGAAAUCCAGAUUCAUGGAGAAAAGUAGCACAGUGGAUGUCAUAAACAAUAUACUGAGUUUCCUGGGGGCAUCCAGCUUUCAACUGAUACUUACAUACUGCACAUCCCUGGACCAAGGGCCCAGAACAUCUUUGAAUAUGGGCAGAGCUAAAUACCAUGCAUCUACUUCCACAUCAGAUGAUUUUACCUUUGUCAGAAAUUUAAAUGUGGCUGCCACCUUGACAACCAUUUAGCUCUGAUGGAAGCUCUUUGAAACCCAGUUAUACCCCAUCCUCUUCUGCCUUAUAAAGACUUCUCCUUCCUUUGUGGUUGUUUGUGAUGUAGCCUAACUUUCCUGCAUCUCACUGAUCCAAACCUGACACCCUCACAGCUGCUGACCUUGAUAAAGCCUAUUGGUCAGCAGCAGAGUCACACAGGUGAGCUCUGUCUUCUCACCAUCUUCUUAAAGCAGCCAACCCUGAGUCCCAUGAGAAAGCCUGAGGAACAGCACCCAAGGUCUUUAACACAGGCCUGGCCCCACAGGUCCACUCUUUUCCCUUGCUCCUGCCCACUGCUUUAGCUCUAUACCACCUCUGUACUUCCUGUUGACAUCCUCUCUAUACCUCCAGCCACUCUGAAUAUUGCAAGAACUCAGUUUCUUCUGGUUCAUGCAUUUUGGUGUCACCUCCUCCUUGUGUUUCAGAUGACAUAUUUGGAAAUCUACCUCCCCACGCUCCCUCCACUCCUGUCCAAGUCAGGGCUGUCAGAGAGACAACCAUUUUAGUUUAUGGCCACUCUGAACAGUGAGAGCUCAACAACAAAAUAGCAAGAAAUUGUAUCACCAUAGAAAUCACAAAUUUGGAAGACUGUGCUAUGGCAUAGUAGGCUAAGGCUCUGCCUGUGGUACCAGCAUCCCUUAUGGUCCCCAGUUUGUGUCCUGGCUGCUCCUCUUUUGAUCCAGCUCUCUGCUUAUGACCUGGGAAAGCAGUGGAAGAUGGUCCAAGUGCUUGGGCCCCUGCACCCACAUGGGAGACCCAGAAGAAGCUCCUGGCUCCUGGCUUCAGGUUGCCCUAGCUCUGUCCAUUGUGGCUAUUUAGGAAGUGAAUCAGCAGAUGGAAGACCUUUCUCUCUGUCUCUCUCUGUCUAUAAUUGUACUUUUCACAUAAAUAAAUAAAUAAAUCUUUUUUUAAAGUGAGAUUCACAAUCAUCUCCUUUUAAAAAGAUUACAACUUUGAUAAAGUCUUAAGAAUCCCAUUUAGUCAGACUCCUCUCAAGAAAAUAACUAAUGAAAACCUGUAAUUCUGUGCUGAUAGGAGAGGGGAACCCUGUGAAAUCUCUGACUUCUUAUGAUUUCAUGGCUUUUUAUUGUCAAGAUGGUGAGGAAUUCCUUUAAUGCACUUGUGAUACCAAUAGGUGCUUAAUAAAUGCUUUGUGAAAAAAGAUAUUUGCUGUUGUAAUUAAUUGGCCUUUCUCAGUAAACCCUAGAGUGCUUCAUAUUGAUUGUUGUCAGAAUUAUUUUAUUUAGUGAUAAUAUCCUUAUCCAUUCCCUAUUCCAACACUUUAUUUUCUCAAAAUGGAAUACAAUAAACAAUACCUGGGAUAGAAAGACUGUAAGAGACACAAGAUGAAGGGGAAAUGACUCAUUGGUAAGUGAUGGUUUAUUAGUUCAGGCUGCUAUAAUACCAUAUAUUAGAUGUAUCGCACAACAUAAAUGUAUCUGUCACUCUUUUAGAGACUGGAAGUGGGAGACCUGGGUGCAGCAUGGCCAGGUACUUACUUGGGGAAGGCAUUCUUCCUAGCUCUGUCCUUACAUAGCCUUCCUACAUCAUGGGUUCACAGAUUCUCUUUUCUGCUCCAUUUUAUAAGGGCAUCAGUUCCAUCAUAAGGGCCUCAUUCUCAUCACCCAAUUUAACCCUUACUAAUUUCCAAAAGCCCCACCUCCUAAUAUCCCAUUAGAAUAUUUUGGGUAAACAAACAUGCUAUCCUUAACAGUGUGUUAUAAAAGUUAUCCACAUGAUUCAUUUCCUUUCUGAUUAGAACCUUUGACAGUUCUCAUUUUGGCAACAUCACACACCACGAAACAUUUUUAAAAGAAAUUGUGACACAAGUUGAGUUUCCUUUAUCCAAAAUGUUGGGGAUCAAGAGGGUUUCAGGUUUUGGAUUUGGGAAUAUUUGCAUAUACAUGAUGAGCCAGCCUUGGAUGGGACCCAAGCCUAAAGACAAAUUCGACUUAUUUUUCAUGUACACGUAGGCCAAAAUGGUUUUGUACAGCAUUUUAGUGUACUUAUGUUUUGUCUGUGACCUAUCAUAUGAGAUUAGGCAUGGAAUUUUCCACUUGUAGCACCAUGCCAGUGUUUAAAACAUUUUUUAUUUCAGAGGGUGUUAUGAUAUUUUCAUGUUAGGAAUGCUUAAUCUUUCGAAAAUACCAACAGCACUGUAUUAGUCUAUUUUUGUUACUAUAAUUAAAUACCUGAGAACUUUUAAUGAGAAAAGG
Molecule: messenger RNA, 3748 nt
Organism: Oryctolagus cuniculus (rabbit)
Lineage: Eukaryota; Metazoa; Chordata; Mammalia; Lagomorpha; Leporidae
Source: RefSeq, a predicted model, not a curated record